UCUUUGACAUGGCAGGUUUCCUUCUGAAAGUGAAAGAAUUAUUCGAACCCAAAAUUUUGCAGGGGGGCCUCCCUAAAGAUGAUGAAGUGGGGGGCUCAAAUAGUUCGUCGGGAAAUGGAGAUACUUUGCUCCAAAACUCUGGUUUUGCCACAUAUCUAAACCCUGCCCGAGCGAUUUUGGCUGAGAUGGUGGGGACUUUUAUUUUAGUGCUUUGCAUUUGUGGGAUCAUAACAAGCACUAGGCUAACCGGAGGUGGACCGGUUCUGCUGGAGUAUGCCACCACGGCUGGGUUAACAAUUGUUGUUGUGGUUUACUCCAUUGGGUCCAUAUCUGGUGCUCAUGUUAACCCUGCACUCACCAUUGCCUUUGCAGCAUUCGGCUUUUUUCCUUGGUCCAAGGUACCACUUUACAUAUUGGCACAAGUUCUGGGUUCUAUUCUGGCAACAUUGAUGGGAGAGUUCAUCUACGGCACUAAAUCAGAUCUUCUGACGACCCGGCCCAGCCAUGGUUGCCAGGGGGCUUUCAUGGUGGAGCUCGUCGCCAGUUUCAUCGUCGUGUUCGUCAUCGCAUCGGUCACCCGACAAUCACGUUCUGCCUAUCUCAGGAGGAUCACUGAACCCAGCAAGGUCAUUGGGACCUGCAAUUGUUUCAAGGAAUUUCCAUAAAAUAUGGAUAUAUCUCACGGCUCCUGUAAUCGGAGCUGUUUCAGGCGCUCUCAUGUAUCGACUCCUCCGUCUCAGGCCCUCCUUAUAAC
Messenger RNA from Hibiscus syriacus, 754 nucleotides. RefSeq names its product probable aquaporin NIP7-1. The record is from RefSeq and is a predicted model, not a curated record. Gene Ontology annotation, cellular component: membrane. The coding region runs from base 9 to 665 and encodes 218 amino acids. Gene Ontology annotation, biological process: transmembrane transport. Gene Ontology annotation, molecular function: channel activity. NCBI's taxonomy places the organism in Eukaryota, Viridiplantae, Streptophyta, Magnoliopsida, Malvales, Malvaceae. The transcript is spliced from 4 exons.